AUGCAACUAGUCGGAGAAACUACAGCAACCAAUUCUUUUCAUAGUAAUAUUAUGCUUGUUAACAACAGACAAGUUCUCAAUCCUUGUUGUUGCUCUCUGAGAUUUGCUUCAUCUGGAGGUUAUUCUGUUCUUCACUCAAGUGGACUUCAGCACUGGUUCAAAAAUUGGCAAGGACACAGAAAACAUAAACUGGCAGCUAGCACUUUUGCUGCCGCCGUUGGUUUUUUUCAUCGCCGAAGACUCCAGCUUUGGUUAGAGAAGAUUGGAGCAAUUGAGCCAUUUUCGGGUAACCUGGCUACCUGUUGGAGCAAUGUCAAAGAAGAGGAAGCACUUGAAAGAUACAAGCUGAUAACAGGAAAUUCUGUCUUGUUUCCUGAAUUUCAAGUCUAUGGUAAUACAAAUGCUGGAGAUGAUUGGCUAGGAGCUUCACCAGACGGGGUGGUUGAUAGGCUGGUAUACGGAUUGUCUUCACGAGGAGUACUGGAGAUUAAGUGCCCAUUUUUCGAUGGAAAUAUGAAAAAGGCUACCCCUUGGUUGCGAAUUCCUUUGUUUUGUGUUCCACAGGCUCAGGGUUUAAUGGAAAUACUUGACAGGGAUUGGAUGGAUUUCUGUGUUUGGACUCCUACAAGGAGUAGCCUAUUCAGGUUAUACCGGGAUGCAGAGUACUGGGAUGUUUUGAAAAUGGUUCUCUCAGAUUUUUAG
This is a messenger RNA of Prunus armeniaca (apricot), 702 nucleotides long. The record is from the annotation of a GenBank genome assembly. NCBI's taxonomy places the organism in Eukaryota, Viridiplantae, Streptophyta, Magnoliopsida, Rosales, Rosaceae.